UAAAAGCUUUUCAAAAAAAUCAUAUAUAAAAUUUCCAUUCUUGUAGCUAAUUGAUGCUGACAUUCUCCCCAUUCAACCUCUUAUAACUAAAAAGACUUUCUCUCUCUCUCUCUUUCCCCCUUCCAUUCCGUUUCUGGGUCUCCACUCACCAUCCAAUUUCCUGUUUUCUCUCUCUCUCAAAUUCUGGAUAGAGAAGAGAAAAGAAAAAAAAAUAAACAAGAAGAAGAAAGAGAGAGAAAAAGAUUCAAGUGUGAACCAGCUGAAUGUCUUGGUGGUGAUGUUCGUUUACAUGGUCUACGCGCCCAAACUAUUUGACUUUUCAUACAAAAUAAUUGAAAUUCUAUUUUCCCCAUUCCAAAUUCCUCAAUUUCCAAUCAUUUCUUUUCUUGAUCAAUUCUUCCGUGAUUUCACAAUCCUCCAUUCUUUCUCAUCUAUGUAAUCAUUUCACGGGUUUUUGGAGAUCCCAAGAUCUCUGAAACCAUAAAUUUUCUAUCUUGUCUCUUUCUUUCUCUCCGAACAGAACUCUCUGUUUCUGUUCUGUUCCUUGAAUCCUUCAACUUCUAGCUUUUUGGGUUAUCAUACAUUGGUUUGAUUGUCUUACAGAGACCUCCGUUUCAUAAUCCAUCAAAAACCCAAUUCAGUUUUUGGCGGUUUCUUAUUUGUUAUAUCAUUAAUGCAUGCUUCUUUCCAUAUUUACGGGUUUUAAUGGAUCUGUCUUGCUGUCUUCCCUAUCAUUUAUGAAAGCUCAAGGCCAUAUCUUUAUCAAAACUUCCAUACUCUUUUACUCUGUUUGUUUCUUGAAGUUAUUCUCUGUUUCUUUCAAUUCAAAGAUUGGUAGAUAGAUAAAUGGGUUGUGCAAGCUCAAAACAGAGGAAGAGAUGCAGGCACUGCCACGCACCUUAUUCUCCGGUGCCGCGAAGCUACUCAAUGCACGUAGUACAUCCUCCACAGCAGAAAGGUGAUAGCUACCAUGUGGUGGCACUCACUUCCACCACAUUAGGCUCUCUUCCUCUUGAUUCAACUUCCAAUUGUAAAGACAGUAUCAAUAUCAAUACUGCUAUUGAUAUCUUCGCGGCGGCGGAAGGAAAUAAUGAUCAAGGCGAUACAAGUGAUUGUGAUGUCCGAAAUGGGAUUGGAAAUGAUAAAGAAAAGAGAAGCAAAGAGUUUUCAGUUGGUUUAAUUGAAGCAAAGACUUGGUCUAAUAUGAUCCAAGACAAAAUUCCCAAAAUUGUGCCAAAAACACCGAUAAGAACUCCUCCGGGGGAGCCGGAGACGAUCAAUACUUGGGAGUUGAUGGCGGGGCUUGAGGAAGACGAUAGUCUCUCUGUGCCUCAUCGGUAUAGGAGUUUCUCUUUUGAUGUUUCACGUGAUCCUAGUCCAGUUCAAGAUAGCCCAAAACUGAAUCCUACAUUACUGUCCCCAAAUAAAAACAAGCCUUUUUGGCUUCAAAUUGCAGAUGAAGAUACUAAUUCUAAAUGUCCAGAAUUCGAUCCGCAAGUCAUUUCCACAUUCAGAAAGUCACUUCAAGAACUCUCUCCUGAUCAUCCAUUUUACCUUAAAUCAUCCGAAAACGGUGAGAAGCAACCGCCUUCCUCGGACCCCAGCAACGUCGUUGCAAAAGAUUAUUGUAAAGGCGGAAAGGAGAAGCUAGUGGUAUACUUUACGAGCCUAAGAGGAGUAAGAAAAACAUACGAAGACUGUUGCCAUGUGAGGGUGAUCUUAAAAGGAUUAGGCGUUCGAGUCGAUGAGAGAGAUGUAUCGAUGCAUUCAGGGUUCAAGGAGGAGUUGAAAGAGCUACUGGGAGAAGGGUUUUGCGGUGGAGGGUUACCGAGAGUGGUUAUAGGAACAAAAUACCUUGGUGGAGCCGAGGAAAUAAGACGAAUGCACGAAGAAGGACAGCUGGAGAAGGUGGUUGAAGGAUGUGAAAUGUUGGAGGAUGAUAGUGGCGGUGGUGGUUGUGAGGGUUGUGGGGAUGUUAGGUUUAUACCUUGCGAGACAUGUAAUGGAAGCUGUAAAAUAUAUUACGAACGCCACGAAGAAGAAGAAGAAGAAGAAGAAGACGGGGAAGCAGCAGCAGCAGCAGAAGAAGAAUUGGAAGAAGGUGAGUAUGGAUUUCAACGUUGUCCUGAUUGUAAUGAGAAUGGACUAAUACGUUGCCCAAUUUGUUGCUACUAGUAACAUUUGUUUUAUGUUUUUUCUUCGUUUGUUAUAUUGGCUUCUUUGCUCGUCGCCGUCGUCUUUCGCGUCGUUUGUUGUACAGUGAGGAGUUUCAUUUUA
Messenger RNA from Ricinus communis (castor bean), 2277 nucleotides. RefSeq lists its product as uncharacterized. The coding region runs from base 847 to 2175 and encodes 442 amino acids. NCBI's taxonomy places the organism in Eukaryota, Viridiplantae, Streptophyta, Magnoliopsida, Malpighiales, Euphorbiaceae. The transcript has a single exon. The record is from RefSeq and is a predicted model, not a curated record.